Molecule: messenger RNA, 1593 nt
Organism: Otolemur garnettii (small-eared galago)
Lineage: Eukaryota; Metazoa; Chordata; Mammalia; Primates; Galagidae
Exons: 2
Coding region: 1-303 (100 amino acids)
Source: RefSeq, a predicted model, not a curated record
AUGUACAUCCUCACCUCCACUCCAUGUACACUAGUGGCUCACCACCAAGGGGUCUUCAUUUCCGUGGAAAGGGGACUCCAAGAGUCAGCAGUGGCUGUGGCCCCCAACUUAGGUGCUCCAAGGUGGGCCAGCUACUCAUGGGGGCGACUGGGAGGACGAGGGACUCUACCACAUCAAUCUUUUUUUUUUUUGAAUAUCAUGGUUUUUGAAACAUUCAGUGGGGGACAUUUUGGUGAAGAUGCAAUAUUUUUAUGUCAUGUGAUGCUCUUUCCUCACUUGACUUUGGCCACUUUGUCCCAAUAGUCCACAGCCCCACCCCACCUACCCAUCCCUUUUAUCUGGCGCUCCAGUCCUAGGCCUUGGGCCUGAACAACUGGAAAAGGUCUGGUGGCUGGGGAGGAGUGCCAGCAAUAGUUCAUAGUAAAAAUUUGUGGGCUCUCAAAGCUAAUUUUUUACUAAAGUUUUUAUACAGCCUCAAAUUGUUUUAUUAAAAAAAAAGAUUUAAAAUGGUGAUGCUUACUGCAGUUUGUACAAGCUUCUAGUGUUGAUUCCAUGGAACUGAUGGCUUUGCUCAUUUUGAUUUUUUUCACCCUUCUUUUCUUAAAAGUUUAAAUUCUGAAAUUACACUGGGACCUCUUUUGCCUUUUUAGCAGAACAUCCGUCCGUCCAUCUGCAUCUCUGUCCCAUGACUCAGGGGCACCCACUCUGCUUUGAUUCUUCUCCUUUGAAAGAAACCAUUUUGAGCAUGACUUUUUCAUCAAUGUCUGAGAGUUAUUUGGGGUAUCUUUAAGGAAGGAAUGCCUUUUGCAAUAAUGUAUCCCUUCUCUGAUCGAGGGUAGGUCGGUGGACCUAGGCUCCCUUUGCACACGGAGCAGCUACUUCUAAGCCAUAUCUGUUUUGCAGAGGAUUUGUGUGUGCUGCCUCAGGAUGGGAGGUCCGGCAGGAGAGGGGUCUCCAUCCUACUGUUCUCCAGAGGGCAUUACUCCUUGCGCCUAAUUCUACAGGGCCUAGCCCCUCUAUCUGUCCCAGCCGCCCCCAGCAGGGUACUCUGGAGUGAGUAGUGCCCCUGUGAGGGCAGCCUGUAGAUGAGGGCUCAGUGGACUGCAAAUAACAGGGAUCAUGCUUCUAAGCUGUGGCCCAAGCUGGAGUUUCCCUGAUGCCCCAAAGACAGGAGCACAAGUGGAAUCUGGUGAGAUUAUUUCUGAUAACCUCCUCGAAAAAUAAACAAUUCCCAACUUUCCAGGUGAGGGUUUUGCAAGGCCUUCCAAACAGCCCUGUUGCCCCUAGCAACCUCACUUCAGGCACUACCACACAAAAGAUGUGGCUGGCCCAGAAUGGCCAGUUGCCAUAGCAACUGCAGGUGAUGGGGCAACGAACAGAAUAACAACAGCAACAAUGCCUUUGCAGGCAGUCUCCUCCUGAGCACUGGGCUGGUGAUGGCCAUUGGACUCUGAGAUGGAGAGCCAAUCUCACAUUCAAGUGUUCACCAACCACUGAUGUGUUUUUAUUUCUUUCUAUAUGAUUUUAAGAUGUGUUUUCUGCAUUCUGUAUAGAAACAUAUCAAACUAAAUAAAAGCAGUGUCUUUAUUACAA